AUGCUGCGUUUAUCGUCCGUGUACCGCAAGUCCCGACACCACAAUGUGCUGCGGCGUGGUCGCCCCCACAUGCAAAAGUAUCGCGAGCUCAACCGGUGGCAGCGGCAGGCACAAGGCAUAAGCAAGUGGGAUCAGAGCCACUCACACAGGCCGUUGCCAUAUGUCGAGCGCUUCAAUCCUGAAGGUGCCGGGGUGACACGGGGCACUUCUGCCUUCGCGUGGAAGUGGUGGCAUACGCAGCAGCCGUGGUUGCCGAACGUUGCACCGACCAAAUACGCAAGAAAGGGCAGGCCAAACACGUCUGGGGCAACGGCGGUGGCGACAAAGCCGCCUGCGUGGGAUGAGGAGUUCACGACAGUCGUUUUAGGUAUGUCAGAUGCGGAGAUUCGCGACUACCUCGUUAGUAAACUCACCGAUGUCAUCUUUGCCGAGACACAACGCGACGGAUACGAACUGCGACGGCUGGACUUUGAAGGAAACCCGCUCACCGCCCUGCCCGAGCGACGCAUAAUUGAGAGUUUCGUAUUCGAGGAGGAGACGCUGCGAGAACGUGUCAUUUAUCAGGUGGUAGAGGGCGUGUUUCGACUAAGUCCCACGUCUGCCGACAGACGGGAACUUCGCAGCGUGGAGGCAAUCAUUGACUACGUCCUCACACACGUGUCUGCUGCGCGACCUGAUGACCGGCGGCGCGUAACCCCAGCCGCCCUGGCGGUGAUGCAGCAGUGUCCACUGCAGCCAGAGCUCGGCUUCGUGCACGCCCUACCAGUGGACACGCGCGACACACUGCUGCAGGAAUGGGAGCGCAUGUUUCAUUUAGACUGGCAGUUUGGUAAGGCCGUAUACGUACCACGCAAUCAGGAAGAGACACGCGGUAACCUCACUUGGCUGCGGGAGGAGCGGCACAACGCCGAGCGUGUGCAGUUUAUGGAGGGGGUCUCCAGUGGUGAGGCGAAGCGGCGGCACAUGGAGUGCAUCGCCGAAGCCGCCCGUGUGGACUCUCCCCAGGUGAUGCAGUGA
Molecule: messenger RNA, 1017 nt
Organism: Trypanosoma conorhini
Lineage: Eukaryota; Euglenozoa; Kinetoplastea; Trypanosomatida; Trypanosomatidae
Exons: 1
Coding region: 1-1017 (338 amino acids)
Source: RefSeq, a predicted model, not a curated record